This is a messenger RNA of Vicugna pacos (alpaca), 5775 nucleotides long. NCBI's taxonomy places the organism in Eukaryota, Metazoa, Chordata, Mammalia, Artiodactyla, Camelidae. The record is from RefSeq and is a predicted model, not a curated record.
GAGGCUCCUUAAAAUAUUUGAAGAAUUCCUUUCUCACCUUGGAGAGUUUCUAACUGCAGCCCCAGCACCCAGCCAGCCCAAGGAGCACUUCCUCAUGCUCAGGCCAGUGCAGCUCCCCACAGGUGCCUGGGGCCCCUCUGCCCUGGCAACUCUGGGCACGAAUGCGCUUAUGCCUGAAGAAUGCUGGGAACCCUCUCUUGCUAGCCACCCAUCACACUAACCUGGGAUGGGCUCUGGGACAGUUAAACCCUAACUCUCCCCUCUCCAAGGACCUACCAUCCCAACCCACAGCAUGCUGGUGAUGUCCAUGGGUCUUUAAACCCCUGCACCUGGCCAUGCUGUGUACCUGGAUCAAGGUUGACCUAGACACUUAGCCCCAUCGGACCAGCUAGCCGCCCUCUCAGGGAGGCAGGCCAGGGACAGCUUCCACUCUGCCUGGCCCGCCCUCCCUGCACACCUACCAGGAGGGCAUCAGUGCAGUAUGGGCCUCUCCCGUGAUGUGACCCAGCUGGUAUCCCCAUGAAAAGAGCAUCGGCAGUCAGUGUAGAGUGAGGCCAGGCAGGGCCUGGGACCCCAUCCUUCAGGGGAGCAGGGAGCAAGACCCAAGUGUAAACUGAUGCUCCAAGCCCCAGUGUGUUCCAUUGUCCCAUCAGACGUCACUAACAACGCACAAGUUUAAAGAAAAAAUGAUUAAGAAGUUCAAGAGGACCACCGGAGAGCAGCAAACCAAGCAUGGGACCCUUCUGCCUGUUACAGAGAUGAGGGUAGCAAGAGCUACGUUUCGGGAAGUCUGAUCUGUUUAGAGUCAGGAAGAGUUUAAAAGAGCUUCAUUUAUAAUUCCAGGCAGGAUGCCAAAAUGGGAAAUUAGAUUUUCCAGUACCAGGAACCUAGUACCAGACACGUGGUUAGAAGUAGAGUCUGAGUCACCGGGAACAAAGAAGAAGAAGAGGUGUCCCUUGUUCCAGAGCAGGAGAGCGGGACUUCUAGUUGUGUAGUUGUGUGUCUGUAUUUCUGAGCUGCUGAAGGAUGAGAGGGCUCUGCAGCUGCAAAACAAAGGCAAAAAUGUAUUGUCAUUAGAAAAAAACAAGGCCCAGAGGCCACGGGGCAGAUAAUCAGGUAUAAGGGAGUCACACCCAAGGUGGCAUUCUGCAAUCUUGGUACGCCCACCUCUAGAAAGUCCACAACCAUGCAGGCCCUCUGCCGAGGAGUGAUGACAGGAGAUGACAUCACAUAUGACAACGACAUCUCCGUGGAUGUUCUAAAGGGGUACAAUAUUAUGGGAUAAGUUGAGGUGCCUGGAUAUCUUAUGGGUGGUAGAUGGCAAUUCUGACUUGGAAUCUUUUGGAUUUCUCUAGAAAUACCCUGGGUGGGACGUGAUAGCAUGAUAGUCAGGAGGGCUUUUUAAUUUGCUUUUAGCUUGAAUUCAAAUCUGCUACUUUGUGGUCAUUUAUCAUUUUGACUUGGGGCUUGAUGCUGCCUCAGUGUUUUGGGGGACAGAAGAACACCCAGAAUCUGUAAGGCCCAGUUGAUUGGAUAGAGACACAAACCCUGAAAGAGAGAAGGAAUAAGACCAACUAUGGGCUCCUUAAAAUGUUGGAAGAAUUCUCUUCUCACUUGGAGUGAGAAAGACUUUCUAACUGCCACCCAAGAUGCAGACACUAAGAAAGAAAACACCUUGAAGUCUGAAAGCAUAAAACUCAGAAGCUUCUGUGUGGUAAAAACAAAAAACAAAGAAACAGCACAGACAAGUCAAAGGACAAGUGACAACGGAAAGGAAAAAAAAAACAGAUGUGACUCAUAUCACAAACAAAGGGCCGGUUUCCCUCAUACUUAAAAAGCUCCUUCAAACCAAUAUGAAAAAAAAAAGUAACUGCUCAGUAGAAAAAUGGGCAAAGGUACAAACGGACAGUUAACAAGAAAGGAAAUAGCUCAGUAAGAAUAUGAAAACAUGCUCAAUCUUACUUGGAAUAAGAAAAAGGCAAAAUUAAUGUUCGUCCAAAGACAAUUUUGCAUUUAUGAAUUUGGUUUAUAAAAAUCCAAGAGCUUGAUGAUAACCUCUGAAGGUUGUCAUUAUCAUUAUUAUUCCCCAUAAACUUUCCUUUCCCCACAUGGGGAGCAGAAAUUCCCACACAUCACAGGUGACUGUGUAAAUUGGUACAGCCACAAGGGCAAGAGUAUAGCCAUUUCUAUCAAAAUUACACAGGCAUAGCCCCUUUGUGCUAGGUCUCUUCUGUCUGCCCCUGCAGACCCAGUGUCUGCCUUCCGUACCCUUUACUGUGCCUUGGGAUCCUGUCUUGUAUGGGGACAGCCUGUGACCGGUUGGGAUCAGCCAAUAGAGAGACCCAAGGAGAGAAGGGAGGAAAGACAGUGAGGGAUGUUUACCCUUCCGCCCCCUCCCUGCACAGUCACCUUGGACCGGUGGUACCUGGCUUACAUCGUAGCUCCUUAUCCAGGAUUCUCUUCUUCCAAAUUCCAGUAUUGACAUCUUCUCUCUGCACCUCUAGCCCAGGGUGAUAACGGCUCCAGCUGUUGUUAGUUUCAGAUACUAUACUCUUCCUUAUGGUUCGCCUACAUCCUGUUGACACAUUUGUAAAUAGUCCCUUGAUUGAAAUCUUCCCCAAAUCAUCCUAACUUGAAUGUGCUGUUUCCUGCUGGGACCUUGACUGAUACACCCUUUAGCCCACCAAUCCUGCUUCUGGGAAGCUUUCUCACACUUGACAUGUGCAGAAUGACGUAUUUCCAAGAUAAUCCACUGCAGAAACUGUUGAAAGAAACUCAGAAUUCCACCACAGGGACUGGUACAAACCAUGGUAUUUCCAUAGAGUAGACUAUGCAACUAUUUUUUAAAAAAACAGGAAAUUCUCUUUGGUGCUGAUGCAGAAAGAACUCCCAGAUAUUUUUAAGUGGAAAAAGAAGAAAUUGGACAGGGAAUGUAUAUGCAGUCUCUGUGUAAAAAGAGAAAAAAAAAGGUAAUGAUAUAUAUAUACAUUUUUGCUUAUGCAUGAAGAUAUUAUAAAGGACUCACAAAAGACAAAAAUAGUUUUCUGAAAAGAAGCAAGACCCUUCACUACUUACUUUUUGGAAUGUUUAAAAUUUUGGAGCCAAAUGACUAUGUUACCUGUUCACAAGUUAAAUUUACAAUUUCUCCCUGACUAGGUAAGGAAUUGGUCCCAGAGCUGAGAAAAGGCUGCUCAUGUAAAUGGGGUAAAUGGUCCAGCUCCCAGAAGGGCAGAGGGAACCUGGAAUCAGAAAUUUCCUGCUAGUCUUUCGUUGUCUUGUCUUUGCCCCUUACCUUUGCAAUUUAAUUAGACGCUUUAGAAUUUUGAUCACCUAAUACUGAUUUCUUUUCAGAUGUAAAAGUAAAGAAAAGUUACAUAAAAUAGCAAAGAUGGUUUUGAGCCAGAAUGUCUCAGCAAUUGGACCACUUAAUUUGUAUCCCGUAGUGCACAUCAGCCUCGUGUUUGGUAUUUCAUAUAUUUUACACGAUUUUUCAAAUGAAUACUGCACUUUAAAGAUGACAUUACAAAAUUUCCGGUCAGUCUUAUCGUGGGAAGUAAGAAACCAUUCAGUUGUACCAACUCACUAUAUGUUAUGGUACACCAUCAUAAGUAAACCACAAAAUAUGACACUCGUCAAGGACUGUACCAAUAUCACGAGAUCCUUUUGUGACCUAACAGAUGUGUGGGGAAACGUGACGGACACAUACAUCCCCAGAGUGGUGGGAUUCAGAGGAGGCACACAACUGGUCAAUUGCAUGGGCUCUUUCUUCCUGGAAACUGACACAAUGUCUUUGGACCCACCAGAGUUUGAGAUUGUCGAUUUUACGGACCACAUUGACGUGAAAGUGAAAUUUCAGUCGGUCACUCCCAAGAUACUAGAUGGAGAGGAAUUACAGUUUUACUUAGCGCACGUCAUCGAAGAGCAGUCAGGGGGAGUUGUUAAGAAGUAUAAACCUGAAGUAAAUGGAAACAUUACUGAAAAUUUCAAUUAUGUCAUCAACAAGUUAAUCCCAAACAUAAACUACUGUGUAUCUGUUUAUUUUGAGCCUAAAGAUCCGGAAAAAAUUAAUAGAUCUCCCUUAAAAUGUACCCUUCUUCAACCUGGACAGGAAUCAGAGUCGUCAGAAUCUGCCACAAUAGGAGGAAUAAUUACUCUGUUUUUAAUAGUUGCUGUCUUCAUAAGCACCAUAAUGAUACUGAAACGGAUUGGUUAUAUAUGCUUAAGAAACGACUUCCCCAAAGUUUUGAAUUUUUAUAAAUUGUCAGCCUGGGUCUUUCCUGAGCUGCCUCCGCUGGAAAAAGUGGCUACCGUGGAGAUCAUUCAUGUCAACCGAAAGAAGAAAGUGUGGGAUUAUAGUUAUGAUGAAAGUGACAGUGAUGACGAAACAGCCCCGCAAGUAAGCGCAGGUGGUUACACCAUGCAUGGACUCAGGCCCCUGGGGCCCGCCUCCACCUCCUCGGCCACCUUGGAGGACUGCAGUGACCAGGCCACCGAGGAGCUGGACCUGCCUGAGCCUGAGGCUGUCACUGAGGCCGCCAUGGCACCAGGGCCCAGCCCCUGGCAGUCAGAAUGCACAAGUGGGGCCCACGAGGUCAGUGGGGAUCUGCUGCAGGAUGCCCUUUCCGAGGAGGGCAGCAGCCCCACUGAGGACUCUGGGGACAGAAUUAUCUUCAAUGUGGAUUUGAACUCAGUGCUUGUGAGGGUCCUUGACGACGAGGAUGAUGACAACUCGGAAGUCACUCCAAUGUUAUCAUCUCUUCCAGAAGAGGCUGUCAUGCCAGAGGGUCCCGCUGAAACAGACUUGAGCCUUCUGGUGGCCCGCAGAGAAGGGACACAGCUGCCCUUCCCCAGCCCCUCCGCGGAGUGCCUGUGGCCUGAAGAUGCUCCUUCUGAUCACAGUGACACUUCUGAGUCAGAUGUUGUUGACACUGGGGAUGGUUAUAUAAUGAGAUGAAUGAAUCCAGAAAUAUUUAAUUAACUUGGACGAAUGCUACCUCCAAGCUUCCCCCUCCUAGAACCCUUGUUCUCCAAGGGAAUGAGUAGGAGACUGCAGAGUCACUGUUCUUCCUGAUGACAUCAUCUAUGCAAAUUCCCAGUAAGGGGAAGGGGAGGUGGGAACCGCACUAUCCUGCUAUCAUUCAGUGCAUUGUUUACAAGUUCAAAGCAAUUGGCUUUGAAGGGAAAAUGCCCUGCCCAUCCCCUUUACUGUCAUGAAUUUAUAAUGUUUCUGCAUCCUGUCCCCCAGAGUAAGGAGCAAGAUUUCCUGUGGUUUUCAUGGGGUGGUCCAGGGCCCCGUAAGAGUUCUGGGAAAUUACUAAAUUGGGCCAGAGUGGAGUGGGGGAGAGAAAAGGAAGACACUCAGCAGGGUUCAUAGUGGGAGCAGUCAGCACAGGCUCAAGGAAAGAGCAAGAAAGCAGGCAGAAAGAGAGGGAGGCAGGGGGUGCAUCUGGAGAGAAAGGAAGGACACACACAAGGAAACAGAAGCACAUGCUCUGAGUUGGAAGUAGGGAAGGCCCAGCCACGUCCUGGCCAUCUCCCAGAUGAUAUUCUGUCUCCUACGCUCUUGAGAAUUUAACUUUCAGCCCCUGGUUCAGCCCUCUUCAGUUUGAGUGAGGAAGACAGACUCACACACAUAAAUUACUCUAGAGCCAGGCAGAUGACUUAUAGAGAAAGAUUUGCAUUAAGGAGAGGGACUAAAAUCUCAGCGUCAUUUUUUAAGAUUUAAUUUUGUAUAAUGGAGGUUGGUAAAAAAUAAAACAUACUUUUUCAUACAAA